AUGCAAAAACUGUGCAGGCUGUCUACAUACCCAGCAACAGGCGACCGGUCAACUUUGUUGCGGUCGCACGCUGCAAAGUCGGCGGAGUGCAGCGGGCAGGGCUCCCCGCGGCCUCGCCGCGCGCCUCGCGAGUCACGCCGCGUGUCGCUGGCACAGGCCUCGGGAUACGUGCAGCUCAACCAGUAUAGACUGCUGGAGCCUAUCGGACAGGGCUCGUACGGGAUCGUCAAGUUAGCCUACAAUGAAGAGGAUGAUACGCAUUACGUGCUAGACGACCCAGCAGAGGACCACCUGUACCUGGUGUUCCAGCUGCUGGAGGGAGGACCAGUCAUCGAUAUCCCCACCGAGAAUCCUCUCAGUGAGGAGCUCGCCAGGAGGUACAUCAGGGACGCCUUGCUGGGAGUCGAGUACUUACAUUACCAGAGGAUAGCCCACCGGGACAUAAAGCCAGCCAACUUACUGCUGGGCGAAGGUCGGGUGCAGGUGGCAGACCUGGGCGCCUGCGGGGAGCUGGCCGCCGCGGGCCGCGUGUCCGGCACUGUCGGGACCCCGGCGUUCCGGGCCCCUGAAGCAGCCGCACCGGCUGAUAAGUAUAGUGGAGAGGCAGCAGACAUCUGGUCACUAGGAGUCACACUCUACGCAAUGGUGACAGGCAAAGUGCCCUGGGUCGGCAGCUCAGCUGUGGAGCUGCAGCGGAAGGUGUUAGCCGAGCCUCUGACGUACCCUCCGAAGUUCCAGCCUUCGAAGCAACUGCGACAUCUGCUCAGUAGAAUGUUGGAUAAGGAGCCGGCGACGAGAGCUACGCUACAGGAGGUUAAGGACCACGAGUGGAUAACAGACGGAGGCAAAGAUCCCCUACCUUCGGAGCAGGAGAACUGCAGGCUGGUGGAAGUGACAGAGGAGGACAUGGCACAAGUCGUCACCUCCAUUCCCAACCUGUCCACUCUCAUACUCAUCAAAACUAUGCUAAAGAAACAUAGCUUCCAAAACCCGUUCCUCCGAAGUAGGGAAGGCAGUACGUCUCGUAGGGAAUCCACCAGCUCUCGAGGAGAAAGCUCUGAGAAAUCCACCGCAGCCGCUAAGAGAGGGGGACUGGCGAGAGCUGGCAGGUCGCUGUCUGCUCCCGGGAACUACCUGACAGAAAGCAGGCAAUCCUCCUUUGACAUUGGGCUAGAAUCAGUCCAAGAGUCUCGCGACCAGAGUCUAGACGUGACCGCCAAGGAGAAGAGUCCGCAGGGGAAAGAGAAGGAGGAGUCGAGCGCACGGUGAUACUCCACUCGUGCGGCGCGUGCGCACGCCGCCGCCGACCAAUGGUUCGUGCGCGUUCGAAUCAUGAUCGAAUUCGAGUAGCCAAUUGGAUACCGGUGAUACAAUGUUGCCACAACACAAAAUGUGCUGGCUGCAUUAUUUAAUUCGUAAUUAAAAAAUGCAUUGAAUUGAUAUUUUUUUACUAAUUUUAAAUGUAAUCUUGUCGUCAAAAUCUGGGGUAUUUAGGCUGCUAUGUGAUUAAUGUUCUAAUCAGAACUAAAGUGAAGUGUAACGAGAGCUCCAAAUAUAAUGGACGCUGAUUUUGAUGAAAGCUUAUUAAUGAUAACUUAAAAUUUUCACUUAAAAUUACUAAUUCAUUCAUCUGCUAGUCCUAUUCACUUAAUAUUGUAAAUAUUUUAAAAUAACAUUUGUCCUCUUUGACUUAAAAAGCACUUUAAUAUUUUAAUAACAUAAUUAGGUGUACUGUACGUACUUAGCGAGGCCGCCGCGGGGAGGGGCGAUACAUCAUUGUCUUCUUUGAAAAAUAAUAACAAGGAUCAAUCAAAAAGUAAUUCUUCACUCGUGGUGAUGUGAUGUAGGCGAAUUCAAGCAAAUAUGUGAAAAAAUAUCUGUUCCAACAAGAUUAAAUGUUGGCAGGUGAUAUAGAGCGCGGCUCGCGGGGCGGCCUCGUUGCGAGCAACAUUUUACAAAAGCCCGUUUAUAUUGUAAAUAUUUUAGCAUAUUUUUAAUAUUAAUUCAUAAAAAUUGCUCAAUGCUUGUUUGAUAUCAUUGUACAUAUUAUAAGCUUCUAAGGUUAAAUAACAGUUUUAUAAAAAUACAAAAUACAAUGGACUCAUUCAUGUUGAUAUUUCGCUUGGUCUGUCAAACGCUAACACAAUUCUGUUUGUGGGUAAAUAAAAAUGUGGGAAACAUUUUGAACAACAAAAUCUACGGCUGUGAAUAUUUUAGUAUCGGGAGUGAUUGCGGACUAUACGUUGUACGUGACUUUGUGGGAGAUUCCGACGUCCUCCGUACACAUACUUUCAUGUGAUAUAAUUGCUACCGUAACGCCACGACCACGGGGGAACGGGAGCGAUUUAAUCCAGCGAAGCAUUUUUCCCAGAAGAUACCCAACAUUUUCAAAUCGAAAAACUUAGGAACAUCCAAAUACUGAGAAACUGAUUUCGUAAAGUGAAACUACCAAAACACAUAAAUCAACGGAACACAUUAAUUAAUGUAACACCACAAUAAUAAUUACAAAACUUAAUUAGACCAGCUAGUG
Spodoptera littoralis (African cotton leafworm) is the source of this 2530-nucleotide messenger RNA. The record is from the annotation of a GenBank genome assembly. NCBI's taxonomy places the organism in Eukaryota, Metazoa, Arthropoda, Insecta, Lepidoptera, Noctuidae.